This is a messenger RNA of Symbiodinium sp. CCMP2456, 1977 nucleotides long. NCBI's taxonomy places the organism in Eukaryota, Dinophyceae, Suessiales, Symbiodiniaceae. The record is from the annotation of a GenBank genome assembly.
ACCAUCAGCACCUUCCUGUCCAAGCGGAAGAGGAAGCUCUUCGUGGCAGACCUUCGGUUCAUCUCCGACUGGGUGGUUAUCAUCUACAGCCUUUUCAUCGUAGGUUUCUUCAUCGUGGUCCAGCAGUCCGUCUGGGACCUUUCGGCGAUGGUCCAAGAGCUGCCUACCUACUCUUCCUCGGCGAAUUCCGAGCAGAUGGAUACCUACCAGCAGAGCUGGACAUCUAUCCUGGACAGCGUGGACAUGGCCGCUUUCUACUUCGACUACUUUCGUGUGGCCUUGUUCUGGUACACGCUGGUGAUCGCCACGCAGUUUGCGAAGAUCUUCGCUGGUCAGCCCAAGCUGGCGCAGCUUAUGUCGGCCUUCACGCACGCCUCCGAGGACUUGCUACACUUCUCCUUGCUUUUCUUCGUGCUCUUCCUCAGUUUCGCCAUCGGCGGCUUCAUGAUCUGGGGAAUGGUCAUGGAAGAGUGGUCUACGCCUGGCAAGGCUUUAAACAGCACGCUGCGUGCGCUGCUGGGCAAUGUGAACUUGUCGGAGAUGUUCUUCUACUCGCAGUUCGGGACUGCGGUAUGGUACAGUGCUUUCUUCGUCUCCAUGCUGAUCAUCACGCUGAAUCUCUUGGUGGCUAUGGUCUAUGACCACUACACCAUCAUCAAGGCUCGUGCCGGUGCCGUCUCCGGAGUUCUGGAGCAGCUGCACUGGGUUGGGAAGGACUUGGCUUCCCGGCUUAAGGGUAUGAGCUGCAUGUCGAAGCUGACCUGCUGCUGUCGGCGUGCCGUGCGCCAAAUCCCAGAGCAGAAGGUGCUUUUGGAGAUGUUCAUGGAGCGGGCCAACCUCCCGACGUACGAGAAAGCGAUGAUCCACACCACGGUGCUUGGUGCGAGAUGGAUGCGGAAGGAACGCGAGAGGUCUGUCUUCUCCGGCCAGGACACCUCCCUCGAUGUCGCAGUCAAUGAUCCGGUGGGACCCGAUCUCGCAAACGCGAACAUGGAUCAGGGCUAUGCCGAGGAGCUGGCUGAGCACUGCAAGGCUUUCUCGGACGCUGCCUACGAUCCAGAGGAUGCCCGGAUCUCCCAGCUGCGGCAGCUUGUCGCCACGGCGGAGGAUGAGAUAGUGGAGAUGCGGCUGCGGUUGCAAGCCUGUGCAGAGUACAGCCGAGCUUCCAUGCACACUCUGACGAGGACGGACAGGAAGUCGGAGGCUGGCUCAGAACCCCGCAUGCGGCGCGUGCGGAGCUGGUGGCAGGCUGGCGAGCGCCUGGCGGUGGCCAAAACUGCCGAGGGCCUGGAGGAGAUCCUUGAGCGGCAGCUGCGCGGUGCUUUUGGCCAAUCGCCAGCCCCGCUCGGAAGUCUCUACUGCUUCCAGUGGAUGCCGCGAAGCACCCCUGGCAAGUCUCGCGGGCUGUCUUCAGUCGCCUACCUGUUCGAGCUCAUCAUGGACAACGAGUUGCGGGAUUUGGAGCAGAUGAUAGAUACGACGCAGAGCAGCAGGGAUUUCGCCCAGUUUUUCAAGGGCCUCCUCCAUGAUCGCCGCCGGGAACUCGAGGAGGCGGUGGAAGCAGCGGGCAUGACGCCCGAGGACAAGCAGCGCCUUUUGGGCAUCCUGGCGCAGAAGGCGACGACCCUGAAGGCCGAGAAGAAGGCUUCCGGCGUUUCUGUGGCGGUGAUCUACUACUCAAUGUAUGGGCACAUGACGGAUAUGUGCAAGGAGAUGAAGAAGUGCAUGGAGGACAGCGGCGUGCAGGUUGACAUGUUCCAGGUAGCUGAGACGCUUCCAGAUGAGGCUCUCAAAGCUAUGGGUGCUCCCGCAAAGCCCGGUGACAUCAUGACUUUGGACCAUGCCAGCAUUGGCUCGUUGCUCCCCGAGUACGACGGCUUCGUCUUUGGCGUUCCGACGCGUUUCGGAAACAUGUGCGGCCAAAUCAAGCUCCUUGACUGUAGCGCGGUGCUUAGUCCGGGUGAGAUAGAGGUGUGA